CAUCCAUCGACUCGUUCGAUCAUUUCAGGGUCGAUAAGAGUCACACACACACACACACAAAACGAGCGGCAUGGCAAUGGCAAGGGUCAAUAAGAUAAAGGGUCGGUCACACACAGGCACUCACAAACACACGUACUUCUUGACAAACACGUUGCAACCCUUUACAACUCUGUCUGUCUCUCCAGCCGACCCUCCCUCAACUCAAUGCACUCACUCAUGCCUCCUUGCCAUGCGAGGAUGCCCCCACCCCCCACACACACAUGUCGCGUCUGUCUAUCUAUCACCUGCCCCUCCUGGUAACCCCACCACCCCCACUACUCCCACCAGCCCUUGGCACUGCCCCCCUCCCGCCCCUCCCAGCCCCACCCCUCAACACAACCGAUGACGACGAUGCCGCCGACUGCUCACUCUCACGCCUUGUCCUCCUCUGUGUGUGUGGGGCAGCCGUGGCGGCUGCUGCUGCUGCUGCUCCUGCUGCUGCAGCAGCAUUGCCUCUGCCGGCCGCCCCGCCACCCCUCCGCCUCUCUCUCGGCGGCCGAGAGAGAGGGGGAGCCUUCCUGCUGGGCGAUUGGGAUGGCGAAGGUGGGUCUGCUAGUGAGAUGACCUCUUGCUCCGCGUCCUCUCCCUCUCUCCCUCCCUCUCCCUCUUGCUGGUGGGGGACGGGGGGCGGCGAUGGCGAGGGCAUGUGGUCGUCCUCAGCCUGGAGCUGGAGAGAGGGGGAGGAAGAGGGAGCGGGCUGCCCACCACCACCACGGUCGACGGAUGCGCGCCCACUGGGUGCACUGCCGGCUCUGCCACAGGCCGGGGUUUCUUUCUCUCGCCUGGUGAGUGAGGCAGACGUCCUCCUGGCCGAUGAUGCUGAUGCUGUCGAUGUCCUUCUGUCUGCUUCGCGCGACUCUCUCUCUGACGUGUGCUUGCGGUCUGGAGGAGAGGGGUGCUGUGGAGGUUUGCGUGGCGGGGGGGAGGGGAUGGGGGCGUUGUGCGAGGGAACUACAGAGACACACACACAGGCAGGGAAGGAGGGAGACACACGGAUGGAUGGAUGGAUGGAUGGCGUGUUUGUGCGUUGCGUGCAUGCGUACCUUUUGCGGCUAUGUGUUUGAGGUCGAGUCUGGGAGAGGGGAGGAUGUCCCGUGCGUCGCGCUGCUCGUACUUGCGGACAGUCGCACACAACUCCUCGUGAGCUAAAGAGAGAGAAACAUGACACACACUCAGAGGGACAGACACCGAUAUAUGUGACCACGUGAUGUGACGUGCUGGGCAGGCACAUGACAUGUACAUACCCGCGAUGACUUGUGGGGCGAAUUGCCUCUUGCAGUAGGGGCACGUCUCGUAGGUGUCGUACAGACGGAGGGGGUCAAUGGAUCGGUCUUGCAAACCUGAAUGACACACAAUGAUUGACACACACAAAUGAAAUGUGCCUGCCUGCCUGCCUUUGUGCCAUCACAUCUUGCAACCAAACCACAGACGUGUGGUAGGUAUGUGUCCAUGGCAUGGAUGGCUACGUUACGAUACGUACGUGGCGAGGGAAGUCGUGAUGGCGGCCGUCUGAGUCUGUCCGGCGUGCCGGUGGGCAGGUUGUAGUGUGUUUUCUUGCUCUGCAGGUAGCGCUGCAUCCUUGGGGGGCUGGGGCCGCGGUGGGGGUGGACACCGACACCCGACUCCUCCUUCUCCUGUGUGACGUGUCACGUGACGUGCGUGACAGUGACAGUGACGCACACACACACACACACACACAAAGACAGACAGACAGACACACAGACAUUCACAUAUAUGUGUGUGGUGUGGUGUGGUGUGGUGUUUGUGUGGGUACGGUACGUGGUGUUUGCCGCAAAUGGACUCAUGCUUGGCAAGACGAGAAGACAGGAACCGACUGAGUUAACGAGCCCAGCCAACAGCAGGCAGGCAUUCCACAAGGAGGCAGGCCGGCGUGUGUGUCAUGUCUCUCUCUGAUCUGUGUGAGGGUUUGCUUUAGUGCGGUCACCGUACCGUCCGCAGUACAUGCAGGGCACUCGCUGCUCGGCCUCCUGCGGCCCGCCUGACUCGUCGCGCCUGCAGCAUAGCGUCCACGCCACGCACAUCCGAUGGAUGUGCGCGUGUGUGUGCAUUGAUUGCUUUCUGCGUAUUCAUUGUGCGCGCCGCGCGUAGCGUAGCGUAGCGUACCACCACUCGUCCUGCGUGUGCGACUUGACACCCACUGGCAUGUUGUCUGCGCAGUGAAUGCAAUCGAAAAUUGAUAAUUGCGGGCCGAGACACAUGAAUUGCACUCACUGCAUCAUUGUGCGAUGUGCGUGUACUUUACCGACCGAGGUCGAUCAGCGGCCUGCUGGGGACAGACGGCACGGUGGACGGCCUGUCCUCCUCCUCACACACACCGCCCCCUACAGUCCACCCACACCCACACCCACACGCGCACCGCACACACACGCACAUCAGAAUGCGGAAGGACAUUUGUUGUAUCUAUUUGCUCACUUGGCUCUUCCUCUGUCUGUGGAGGGGCCGCCUCCAUUGCCGCCUGCUGCUGCUGCUGCUGCUGCUGCUGAGACAACAGAAGCGAAGAAGAGCCGCCACGAGCGGACUGCUGCACGCAGCCCAGCCCGACGCACCGCAUCCCAUCCAGGCGUUGGUUCAGAUAUUCGACGCGUCCGUCUGUCAUGUGUCCUCUCUCUGUGCUAUGUGUGUUUGUCCACAGUGUGGCCUUUGGUGGUUUUGUGUGUGCUGUCUGUACUGACGUCUGAGUCGCGUUUGGACAGGGCUCUCUGUAUCUGCUGCGACAGGACGAUCGACGGCCGGUGGGAGGCCAAAGGCGACUGACACAUACAGGGAGAGAUCAUUCGUGUGUGUGUGCUGUGCAUGGCUGUGUGCGGGGCGGUGCAGACCACACGCACCUGACCACCAUGGUUACUGACGGACAGCACACUCGACGAGAGCCCGCCACUCACGUAAGGAUGCACUAACGGACGGGCUGCAAUGAUUGCAUUGCAGUCAGUGCACCACACAAUGAAUGAAUGCCACACAGUUUGCGUCUGCGGGUGUGCAUCACGAAUGUGACCACUCCCUCCCUCCCUCACCUGAGACAGCCGGUGGCGGUGCGAUGAUCUGCUGCAGAGACAAGGGCGGCACGGCCGAGGACAACGGCACCUAAACACACACACACACACACACACACAGACAUACAAGUAUCGAUGUCUCCAGACACAGACAGAUCAGAUGGGAUGUGUCAGCAAUUUCUGGCUGACGUGCGACACCGGCACCCCUGAUGGUGGGGGCAGGUCCAUCAUGGUUACCCCCCUCACCGAAUGCGACUGCACCACACCACACCACACGACAUAUCAAUGACAGAGGCGCGGCGCACACCACACAAAACAAGCACCCAACCAGAGUGAGUAUCUGUCUGUUGUGUGUUCACUCACUGGGUACGCCACACGCCCGCCCACUGAGCCCAACUGACUGACUGACCGAGCUGGGCAGUUCCUGCUCAUCCUCUUCCGCACCCUCCUCCUCAGCAUGUGCAUCUUCAUGCUCCUCACGCUCCUCGUAUAUCGACGGCUCGGGCGGCGGAUGGUAGAUCUCCCUAGCUGCACACAACAACAACACACGGUCAGCCCCCCAGACACACCUGCUACCCUGCCCUCCACUGCCGUGACGUUAUCUAGGUGUCAGUUCAGUCACUUGGACGUACCAGGUGAGGAGAAGUCGCCCCUCGCCGUGGCAGGGCGCCGCCGAUCCAACUCUGCGCACAAACAAAGAGACACAGAGAGAUAGAGGCACAGACGGAGAGGUGAACACAUGCACACACACGGACUCGUGUGCAUGGACAGCCCACCGGUCCCUCCCUACCUCUGUCAGUGUCUUCAGCUGCCUCCGUGAGCUGCAUGCUCCUCUGCCGCUCCACGCCACCAUCACCGAGAGUCUCCCUCUCCACUUCGCCCUCGAGUGUGCCCAUCUUGGUGUCCAGCACUAUGGGCGGCGGCACUGGCAGCGGAACCGGCUCGCGACGACGGGCUGCACUCAGCCAUCCACCAGUUUAUGCGUCAGAGCAGUUAUUGACGAGUAGAUGUCAUGUCAGUGUGGAUGGGGAGAGAUGGGGAGAGCCAGAGGGGUGUGGGGGGGGGUGUACCUGUGAGCAGCGGUGUGUCGCGGAUUCUCCUCUCCGUCAGCAGGGGGGACACCCUCUCCUCAGUCGUGAUGCUCCGCACGUCACGCGCGCUCUACACGCACGCAUCAAGCCAUCCACUCAGCCAUACCUACCAGGCUUCUGUGUCUCUGUGUGUGUGUCCGGCUGACCUCGCGGCCCUCGCGCUGAGUGAGAAAGCCCCGAGUGCGCCGCUGCGGCAGGGGCGCAUACGUGGGCAGCUGACACAAGUACACGGACACACUCGUCCACAGAGACGUAUCCAUCCCAAAGGUACCUACCUGGUAUGAAGGGCUUGCCGACAGGAGUCUUGGUGGCGGCGAGCGGAACCGGUCGGCAUACAUCGGAGGAGGGAAGGGGGACGGUGGGGGCCGCGUGUGCGACACCUGCUGCGCCACUGUGAUGGGCGGCACUGCCUGCUCCUCACUCUCGUACUCGUCAUACGCCGGCGGCUGGUACACUGGAGCUGCUCAAAUGGAUCAAGACGACACACACGUAAGUAAGUGAAUGGGUAUGUGUGUGCGUGUGUGUGCGUACGUGCGUCUCUCUGCGACUGCACAGCACUGGCGGCAGCGAUGCCGAUGGAGGCAUACGACGACAACAGGUCGCGCAGCGACGGCAAAGCUGGCACCUGUGCAGCAGCCGCAGCAGCCUGCUGACAACCACCACGAACACACACACACACACACACUCACAUAGAUGGUCUGGUCUGGUCUGGCACCCACAGUAAAUACUCUCAUACACACACACACACACACACACGCGCGCGCGAACCUGUGCGGCAACUGCGGGCUGUUGAUGUUGCUGCUGCACGUUGGUAGAGGUGAGGCUGUGGACAAUGUCGAGCGCACUCAUGGGCGAGACGCCAGACGCCAACAGACGGUUGAACGCAACCAAACGCUGGUCACCUGCACAGAACACAAGUACGUACACAGACAGACAGGGACAUAUGUGGCCGUCUAGACCUCUCCCCUCCCUCUUUGCCCAUCACUCACCGGCACCACUGCUGUCAUCUGAUUUGGCCAUCUGCGCCGCGCUGAUGGACGGCAUGCUCGGCUCAGUCGCAAUCAUGGGCACAGCUACGGACACCAACGAGGGGGGCACAACGCCACCAGCAUCACCAGCACCACCAGCAACACCAGCAGCGGGCUUGUGCUCCUGCGUCAACCCACGCACACACGUACAGGCUGCUGGUUCCGUCUGUCUGUAUGUAUGUGGCUGGAACAGACCUGUUUGCGAGCGGCCGAUGGCUGUCUUUUGGGCGGUGCGAUGGACUGCUUGGGGGGCUCCAGUGGGGGUGGCGGUGGGGCCGCCUGCUCCUGCAGACAAACAAACCAUGCGUGUCUUCCUUCCUUGCUUCCUGUGCGCGUGUAUAGGUGUGUAUCUGGUGGUCUGGGGGUUGACCUAACACACCACAGGUACCUGUGGUGUGAUCGGUUGUGUGUGGGGAGGUGGAGGCUCUUCUCCUAGCUGCCGGUGCGGCUCUUCUUCCUCUUGUGUCUGAGGGAACGCCUCGCCCUCCUGUUGUUGCUCUUGCUCUUCCUCUUCCUCCCUCUCCUCCUCGGUGUGGCCCACCGGCACAAUCACUGCGUCCAUGAGCCACGAGCAUUUAUCCGACAUUAUAUAUACACCCAUCAUGUAUGUCUCUCUGUGGAUGUGGAUGUGUGUCUGUGUCUGUGUGUGACCUUCUUCCUCUUCUUCUUCUUCAUAUGGUUCCUCCUCCUGUUCCUCCAGCCCCUCCUCGCCGUAUUCCUCCUCGCCAUAGUCGCCGUACUCGUACUCGCCCUCUAUGAACUCGCCCUCGCCCUCUCCCUCCGCAGCCUCCUCGCCCUCUUGCUCUGGAAGAAUGGGCAGGCAGAACGGGGAAGGCAGAGAGACAUGGCAUAAGUCGACGUGCAUAUGGACAGUGUGGGCGUCUGCGGGUCUUGUUGCGUACCUUCCUGCUCCUCCUCUUCCUCUUCUUCUUCCCAUUCCUCCUCGCCGUAGUCGUCCUCACCGCCACCAUCCUCAUCAUCAUCAUCUCCACCGUCACCUGACCACACAUACGCAGAUGGACGGACACAUCUGGAUGGAUGGAUGGACGGCUAUGUGCGUACCGUCAUCGUCCGCAUUGCCAUCGCCCUCAUGGCCCCCCUCUUGGCCGCCGUUAUCCUCACCCUCGUAAUACUCAUCUGACCAAUGCAUUCAUUCAGGAUGCGAUGCACCCAUAUGUGUCGAAUGCGUAUCUCGAUCGACGGUGUGUCUCCUCACCUUCUUCCCCCUCGUAAUCGUCCUCGUCGGCCUCGCCCUCCGCCGCGCCUUCAUCCCCCUCCCCAUUGCCAUCGCCCCCGUUGCCCCGACCGCUCUCAUCCACUCGGGCAGCCGCCAAAACAGCACUUCCACCACCAACAGCACCACCAGCGGUGGCAUGCGAUCGCACUGAAACAUCAUCGCCACCACUACCUCCUCUCUGGCUCUGACUUUGAAUGUGCCGAUGUUCCUCCUCCCACAUGCCCCGCCAGCUGAUCUUCCUCUCCUGUUCACGAGGCAGCUGACUCCGCCCGAUCUCACCGGCACUCCGAGCGUGGUCGAUCUCGCGGGCCCCGAUGGGAGGCCGCUGCGAGGACAGGGGGAAGGGCACGGGGGUGGGCAGAGGCGGCGGCUUGGCCGUGACAGCUGUGGUGAUGUGUGUGUGGUAGAGAGGGAACGGGGGCAGCGGGCGGCAGACAACCUGGUGAUGUUGGUUGUUGCCCAUGAUGGCGGCCGGCCUGGGCGAGAGGGGGCCGAGAGGGGAAAGGAACGCGCCGCUGUGCUGCUGCACUGACACUGGCUGUCCAUGCGCCUGAGGGAAGGUCGACUGCUUGGCGUACACCGGCCGCUCAGUGGACCGCACUCUGUGUCGGGCGCUGCCGCUGCCGCUGUAGUCGGCGGUCCUCAUGUGUAGGGGCGACCCUCGGCUGUGUAUAUGUGGCCGUGGAGGUGCCGGGUGAUGCGAUAGGUACGGCGCAGAGGGGAACACAUGGGCAAUGGGCAGCGGCGGGCGACUGAACGGACGCAACGCAACACAUACAGAAAAGAGGACAAAACAUGGACAGAUUUUACCAAACGUAGGUGGAGGAUCCUUCUUGUCACCUGUGUGUGGCCUCCUUCUCCCCCUGUUGAGCACUGCUGCCCCUCCUAUGGACAUUCAGCGCCAGGGCUCCUGCAGGCGGCAAUGUGGGCGGCUGCCAUACAGUUUUGGGCCGAUGAUCUCUGGCCUGAUACAUCGGGGCCUCAACCUAGGAUGCUGAUGGUGCACAAACUCGACUAACUGGC
Molecule: messenger RNA, 7429 nt
Organism: Vitrella brassicaformis
Lineage: Eukaryota; Vitrellaceae
Source: the annotation of a GenBank genome assembly